AUGAAAUUAUUUCCUGAAAUUCUUGAUCAUAUAUUCAAUUAUUUAUUAGAUGAUAAAAAAUCACUUCAUUCAUGUACUUUAGUGAACAUGGAUUGGUGUAAAUCCGCGAUACCAAUACUGUGGAGACAACCUUUUAUGCUAAUUGAUGUUACGAAACCAUCGGAAAAGAUUUUUGAUAUUUAUUCAAGAUUUCUUAGUGAUGAUACUAGAACUAUGCUCUUGAUUCAAGGAUUAAAAUUACCUGAUUACCUAUUACCAACUUAUUAUGACGCUGAUGUUGAAAUGACUGGUGAUUGUAGUAGUUCUAAUUUUUAUAACAAUAAUUCAAUUAAAACUAGAUUUAACAAUAGUUUAUUUUAUUAUCCAUGCUUUUUACGAAAGUUUAAAUAUGAAACUUUUAUAUUAUGCUUAGAGCAAUGGUAUUUGGAGGUCCUUGAACCACUUCAAAUAAUUGAUGAAACCAAUGUUAACAUCAAAAUUACACCAUCAAGUACUUGGCAUACCUUAGCAAGAUAUAAUUAUCAUACGUCAUCUUUUAACAUUUCCAUACCAUCAGCAAAUAAUGAAACUGGUUCAUCAAAAAUAUCUCAUUAUAGAGCUGAAGAGAGACAAAAACUAAAAGCAGCUUGGUGUCCAACUUUGAGUAUCGAAUUUUUCAAGAUUUUUUUAACUGCGGGAAUAAAACUUGAUUUAUUGGAUCUUCAAUUUCAACAAUGUUAUAGUAUGAAGAAUGUUGAUUAUCUUAGAGUUAUACCAAGAUUACCAAAUGCUAGAAUGUGUUUAUCAAAUCUUGUAGAAUUCAUGCCUAAAGGUGUUGAUGAUGAAACGUAUGAACAAUAUUAUUCAAAAAUUUGUCAAAAAAUAAAAAUAUUAAAACUUCAAGAUUUAAAUACUGGUAACCUUGGAGCAAUCUCAUUAAUAACAUCACAACUUUCCUUGAAACAUAUAGUAAUUUCCAAUUAUUCUUCAUAUAUGGCUGGAAAUGCUAUUCAUAAAAUUUUCUCUGCUUUGGAAUCUCAAGCUCCUCAUUUGAAAUCGGUUGUGAUAAAAAAUUCUUUUAUUCAAGAUAAUCAUAUAGCUUCAAAAGUAUUUUGUUGGCCGGAAUUAGAAGAGUUGAGAAUUGAGAAUAGUGAUCAAAAUUUGGUAAAGAUGCCACUUGGUGUGGGUCCAUUUCCAAAAUUGAAAAAGCUUUUUAUUAGUCAACAAUUUAUUCCAAUAGAUCUUGAUCAAUUACUUAAAAAUGAAUCUAAUGAUGGAGGUGAAUGUGUAUAUGAAUCACCAUUAACACAUAUUAAUUUAAACAUUCAAAUUCAUUCAAUAGAAUUAUCCACAAUUUUACGAACCAUUGCCACUUUUUGUAGUCAAAAUUUACUUCAUUUUGAAUCAACCAUUGAUUUUCAUUCCAUCCCAGUACUCUUUAAACUUUUAAAAUCAUGUUCAAAAUUAGAAACACUUUCUAUAUGGAACCCAUUUUUUAACCAAUAUACUGAUGAUGAUUAUCGUAUGUUGGUUAAUUACUUUCCAAAAACGUUAAAAACGUUUGUUAUUACCACAUUGUAUAAAGAUAUUUCUUAUGGGAGUUUAAAAAUUUUAUUAAGUGAAAUGUCGGUAAAACUUGAUGUAUUGGAUUUAGGAAGUUGUAAGAAACUUGACCACAAAAGCAUCGAAAUCAUUGGUGAAUGUGCAAAAGAAAAUUUAAAGAAUAUGCCAAAAAAAAUAAUAUUUAAUAAGAAUAAUUUUGAAUUUUGGUGUCUUGAAUUUGAAGAAAGAUUUUUGGAAUUAAAAGCUAUGGGUGUUAAGUUAUGUGAAUAUCAUGAUGAUGCGAGAAGUGAGAAUGAGCUUUAUUUUAUUUGUGACUAA
This is a messenger RNA of Cetraspora pellucida, 1860 nucleotides long. The record is from the annotation of a GenBank genome assembly. NCBI's taxonomy places the organism in Eukaryota, Fungi, Glomeromycota, Glomeromycetes, Diversisporales, Gigasporaceae.